This is a messenger RNA of Fibroporia radiculosa, 1245 nucleotides long. RefSeq lists its product as uncharacterized. Gene Ontology annotation, biological process: fatty acid beta-oxidation. The coding region runs from base 1 to 1245 and encodes 414 amino acids. The record is from RefSeq and is a predicted model, not a curated record. Gene Ontology annotation, molecular function: acetyl-CoA C-acetyltransferase activity. The transcript is spliced from 6 exons. NCBI's taxonomy places the organism in Eukaryota, Fungi, Basidiomycota, Agaricomycetes, Polyporales, Fibroporiaceae.
AUGUUAGCUGCUGCACGCUUGUCUGCUGUUCAACCCUCCACUGCCCAACGUCGUCUAGCAACCUUCGUUCGCCAAAUGUCGUCUCAUGAAGUUGUCAUCGUCGCGGCCUCGCGAACCCCUGUUGGCUCCCUCAAUGGUGCUCUUAAGUCCUUGACCGCGCCCCAAUUAGGUGUCGUUGCCCUGAAGCAUGCAUUCGAGCAAUCGAAGGUCGAUCCUGCAGUCGUUGAAGAGAUCUACUUCGGAAAUGUCGUCCAGGCUGGUGUUGGCCAGUCGCCAGCGAGGCAAGUCGCCCUUGGUGCAGGCAUGAAGACGAGCUCGGAUGCGACAACGGUGAACAAGGUGUGCGCCAGUGGUAUGAAAGCGAUCAUGAUCGCUGCACAGAGUGUCUCGAGCGGGUAUAAGAGUGUUGUUGCUGCAGGUGGAAUGGAGAGCAUGAGUAACGCUCCUUUCCUCCUACCUCGGCAACUUCCUGCAUUUGGUCCUUUCGAGUCGAAAGAUUCCGUCCAGCACGAUGGCCUGUGGGAUCCGUACAACAACUUUGCUAUGGGCAACUGUGGCGAGGUCGCGGCUGAGAAGCAUCAGAUCUCGCGGGAGGCCCAGGAUGCGCACGCAGUCGAGUCGUUCAAGCGCGCAGAGCGAGCAUGGGCGUCAGGCGCGUUCAAUGCUGAGGUCGCUCCCGUCACGAUCAAGGGAAAGAAGGGUGACACGGUCGUGAAGGAGGACGAGCAAUACAAGCGGGUUGUUUACGAGAAAAUCCCGACGCUCAACCCAGCUUUCAAGAAGGGCGGAACAAUCACACCUGCGAACUCGUCGCCCCUUAACGAUGGUGCCUCAGCGUUGAUCUUAAUGUCUGCUGCCAAAGCUCAGGAGCUCGGUGUCAAGCCUCUCGCGAAGAUUAUCUCUUAUGCUGACGCCGGUGUUGAGCCCAUCGAUUUCCCUAUUGCGCCGACUGUGGCACUUCCUCUUGCACUCGAGAAGGCUAACCUGAAGGUUGAGGAUAUCUCUCUCUUCGAGAUUAAUGAAGCGUUCUCCGUCGUGGUCCGCAUUGCCGAGAAAGUGUUGGGUGUUGACCCUGCAAAGAUUAAUGUGAACGGCGGUGCCGUUGCACUUGGCCAUGCUAUCGGUAACUCGGGCGCGCGUAUUAUCGUCACACUAGUACAUGCUUUGAAGUCAGGCCAAUACGGCGCCGCAGGUGUAUGCAAUGGAGGUGGUGCCGCGUCUGCGAUUGUGAUUCAAAAGUUGUAA